Messenger RNA from Diversispora eburnea, 525 nucleotides. Lineage: Eukaryota; Fungi; Glomeromycota; Glomeromycetes; Diversisporales; Diversisporaceae. The record is from the annotation of a GenBank genome assembly.
AUGAUAUUAGAUGAUAAAUUAAAUGCUAAAGACAAGCAAAGAAAUGAUUUUCGUCCAAUGACAAGUUCAAAAAAGGCAUCAAAACACCAAUCAGCACCUCCCACACCCACACCACUAAUCCAUUCAUUAGAGAAUGAUUCAUCCAAAAGUCACAUCGAGGAACACAAUUGUAAUCAUCAAAGACCAGCCUCAAUGCCUGUUACUUAUUCUCCUGUAACACAAAUUUCACAAGAAGUUCCUAGAAGACUUACAACUAAAUCAGUUCCUUCUUUAGUAUUAAUUAGAGAUAUAGUAAUAACUCCUGCACCUUCAACACCUACAUUAAAAAAACUUCAAUUCUCUUCAACAAUUCUUGAACAUGAAACAUGGACACGUGAAGAUUAUGACCGCCGAGGGGAUCAAACCACGUGUAAUAGUCUUACACCUUCAUUAGCUCAAAAAAUCAAACAAGAAUUAAACCAAUUUAAGAUGGUAGAAAUGCAAGUACAUGAAGAAAGUAAAAAGAAUACACAUUUCUUUGCUUAA